Molecule: messenger RNA, 699 nt
Organism: Suillus discolor
Lineage: Eukaryota; Fungi; Basidiomycota; Agaricomycetes; Boletales; Suillaceae
Exons: 4
Coding region: 1-699 (232 amino acids)
Source: RefSeq, a predicted model, not a curated record
AUGGCGGGGUAUUCGUUCAUUAUCGCGUUAGUGGCUGAAUUACAAUUACGCUAUACCCAGAGACGAUCAACGAUCUUCGCGACGCAACAAGGGCACCUACGUACUCAUCGUCAAGACGUCUUACACAUCGAAGCUUCAUCUCGAGCUCGAUCAUAUGAUUCCUUCCCAGGAUCGAUGCGCGUUUGUAUCAUCAUCGAGCGUCUUCUGCCCGAAGAACCCUCUUUUGGAUCGUUUGGGCUCAAGUUGAGCUUGGACGGUAUGGCCACUUGGCGUUCUGGAACACCGGAACAACCUUCUCCGCCUUCAUUAAAAUGGGCCUCUUCUCUGGUGCCUAAGGUUCUGGGGCAGAUCAAGGGAUUGUACCUGGUCGAGUUUGGGUACUUGCUUAACGUUUAUCCUGAUAACCUUUCAGAUCUAAUGCGGACGCCGUCCUUUGUACAAUCACCUGAACAUACAGCUGCCCACCUUGGAAGACAAGCCCAUGCUAUCGGGUCGUCUCCCAUGUUCGGCAUGCCCGAGAAACGUCUACGUCCAUGUGCAAUGUACUUCGUCACAAUCACAAGCACCGACGCAUACGGAACAAAUGCAGAGUUACCUACCAAGGGUAACAUAUCAUUGCAUGGCUUCGAUAAUUCCUGGGCAUCCAUCGCCGUUUGGAUGCACGAUGUCCAAGCGCAAGUAAUGGGCUACUUAUCCUAA